AUGAAGUCUACUUCAGGCAACGCCGGUGGAGCCCAGAAGAAGAAGAUGCAUGGCUAUGUGGGGUUCUCCAACUACCCGAACCAGAUCCACAGGCGGUCGGUCAAGAACGGCUUCAACUUCACCCUGAUGGUCGUCGGUGAGUCUGGUAUUGGAAAGUCGACUCUAAUCAACACGCUGUUUGACAGCAAAAUCUUCUCCGACCGCGAGGAGCUGCCGCCGAAUGCCGAUCCCAUCAAGGGCGUCGAUAUCACGUCGAUGAGCGCUGAUAUUCAGGAGAACGGUGUCAAGCUCAGACUCACCGUAGUUGACACACCCGGCUUUGGCGACUCGAUCAAUAACGAGGACGCUUGGCAGCCAAUUCUCGAGAACAUUGAGUCUCGCUUUGACGCGUACCUGGCCCAGGAGAACCGCGUCAACCGGAGCAAGAUCAGCGAUAACCGUAUCGACGCUGUUAUUUACUUUGUCAAGCCCACUGGUCAUUGCCUGCGUGCCAUUGACAUUGAGUUCAUGAAGCGCCUGCAUACCAAAGUUAACCUCAUCCCUAUUGUCGCCAAGGCCGACACCUUGACCGCUAAGGAGUUGGAGCAAUUCAAGACCAAGCUCCUGGCUGACAUCAACUACCAUGGGAUCCAGAUCUUCAAGCCCGUGUCGGAUGAGUUUGACGACGCAGAGACAGUUGCCGACAACCGCAGCAUCCUGAACAAGAUUCCAUUUGCCGUCAUGUUUGUCGAGCGUCCCGACGGAACCUCUGUGCGCGGCCGUAGCUACCCCUGGGGUAUCAUCGAGGUCGAGAGCGAGGAGCACAAUGACUUCAUGAAGCUGCGCCAAAUGCUUCUGCGCACGCACAUGGAGGAGCUCAAGGACUCAACGGAUAUUAAGCUCCUAUCCAUGGGCCAUGUCCAGGACAACGGUGUUUUCCGCGAGUACAACCCGGUUGUGCAGAUCGAGGAGGACAGGCGCGCGCAUGAGGCGAAGAUGAACAAGAUGGAGGGGGAGAUGACCGCUGUGUUCCAGCAGAAGGUGCAGGAAAAAGAGUCCAAGCUUAAGCAGUCCGAGGAGGAACUGUAUGCCCGCCACAAGGAGAUGAAGACGGUGCUGGAAAAGCAGAGAUCAGAGCUGGACGAGAAGAAGAGGAGGGCCGAGGCCACUGUUCGCCCUACUACGCCGAUGGAGCAGCAGACUACUAAGGGCAAGAAGAAGAAUAUCUUCAGCGGUUUCUAA
Kickxella alabastrina is the source of this 1221-nucleotide messenger RNA. RefSeq names its product putative cell division control protein CDC3. Gene Ontology annotation, cellular component: septin complex; cytosol; septin ring. The record is from RefSeq and is a predicted model, not a curated record. Gene Ontology annotation, biological process: cytoskeleton-dependent cytokinesis. The coding region runs from base 1 to 1221 and encodes 406 amino acids. The transcript has 4 exons. Gene Ontology annotation, molecular function: molecular adaptor activity; GTP binding; GTPase activity. NCBI's taxonomy places the organism in Eukaryota, Fungi, Kickxellomycota, Kickxellomycetes, Kickxellales, Kickxellaceae.